Fonsecaea multimorphosa CBS 102226 is the source of this 489-nucleotide messenger RNA. RefSeq lists its product as uncharacterized. The transcript has a single exon. The coding region runs from base 1 to 489 and encodes 162 amino acids. The record is from RefSeq and is a predicted model, not a curated record. Lineage: Eukaryota; Fungi; Ascomycota; Eurotiomycetes; Chaetothyriales; Herpotrichiellaceae.
AUGUCGACCACCAUUAUUCAGCAGGGGGAGAUAGCACGGCUGAGGGCUUUCCAUGCUGCCCAUUUCUCCGGUCAGCCAAUCCCAGACCUGGUUAGCUGUCCACGCAACCCUGUCACCCAGACCGAGUCCAGCCAUGACGUUGAUAUUGGCGGCGACAACAACAGUGACGACAGUGUUCUGGGUUACUACCAGGACGGCGUCAAAAGGACAUUGACGGAUGGGCAGAUCAAGAUGUUCCGCCACUCCGAAAUCCAGCGGUUGCUGAAUGAGAGAAGAGCAGCUAGAGCAAAGGAAGAGGCGAGAGCAAAGACGAAAGAAAGCAGCAAGUGCGACCGUGAACCGAGAAAACGGCGAUUCGAAGACGAGCCAGCAACAACCCAUCCCAAUGUCGACACUUUGACCUACGACGAGGGGCCAGAUACACCGGUAGUAUCAGCAUCAGUUGGAAAGACAUUUCUCUGGCCAAUCCUUGGACAGGACCCAAGGUGA